UAUUCAAAUAAUAGUUCAUGGCCAUUAUUUUAGGCUGAUAAAUAAUACAAACUUUCAAUGACUGAGUUUUAUUACAGAACACAACUUCUUAACCAAAAACAUCCCACUCACAUAAUCAUAGUUUGAAAAUUGUAUGUUACAUUGUACAGAUAAAGUUCUUAGAAAUCGCUCAUGCGCUCAUAAUAAUCAAUUACCUUUAAAAGAAUCUUCUAGUUGAGUAAAACACAUCAUACAAUGAACAAUCAAAAAAUCCAAAUUUCUAACAUGACCCGAAAAGUUUUAAGAUACAGUCUUCUAUGGCCUAAGACAAACGAAGAAUUAAAUCCAGGAAUUGAAUACCAAUUCUCUGUCCUUGGAUUUUUUCUAGUAACUGCUGUUCAUGAAGUGGAUGCGGAAGUUCUUGCGAUUCUCAUUGCUAGUUAUGGCUCCUAUUACAUGAUAUGUGCUCAUUUGAAAAAUCAACAUAAAGUGGCACUCUUGAUGCGAGACCUCUCAGUUUUCAACAAUUUUGGAAAACCUCCAAAUUUUGAUAAACGUAACAACCAACUGAAUUUUGUAGCAAAACUUUUGGCCUUGUAUUCAUUUCUUGCCACAAUUUUCUACAACGGUGAACAACUUAUAAACAAGACGGAAUGUAAGAGAAUUAACAAGGAGAAAGGAUUAAGUGAUCAUUAUUGUGGUUUACUUGCCCCAUGUUGGUUACCAUUUGAGAUUGAUUAUUUCCCAGUGUUUCAUUUGAUUUUAAUUUAUGCUUUUACCAGUGGUUAUCUAUUAAUUAAGAUGGCAAUACACAUUUCUUACAACGCUUUUGAAAUUGUAAGCAACAUUGUGUUGAGAAUUGAACACUUAAAAGCCAUGAUUUUGGAAACUUUCGAAAAUCGAAACAAACAAGUUUGCCACAAAAAAUUCCUACAAUGUAUAUUGUAUCACAUCGAAAUUUUGGAUUUUGCAGCAAGACUUGAUGACAGUUUUUUUAAUUCAAUGUUUGGUCACUUGGCUUUGACUGGAGGUAUUUGCGCUUGUUUGGAGAAACAAAUUGUUUCGGGAGUUAAUGUUGUUGCAGGCACUUUGCAUUUUAUUGGCUGGAUUCUUGCCUUAUUUAUCGGUUGUGUUGCUGGACAGUAUCUUAUUAAUGCAAGCGAAAUUUUACCAAGUGCUAUUUGGACCGCAAAAUGGUAUGAUGCAGACUUGGAGUUGAAAAAAAAAGUGCUUUUUAUGCUUGCAAGAUCGCAAAAAUCGCUUUUUAUCAGAGCUGGACCUUUUGGAAUUCUUUGUUAUCCACUUUUUGUUACGGUUUUAAAAACUUCAUACUCUAUUUUAUGUAUGCUAACGUCUUAAAAUUAAUUCGUAAUUAGCACUUUUAAACUCUAUAAUAUAAUGCUAAUUAAGUUUUUACUAAAACGACCAAUUUUGUUUAACAAGCCUAAUGUUUGCCAAAACGAGUGAGCGCAGCGAAUAAGUUUUGCAAAUUGUGCAAGUUAAACAACAUCAAGCUUUUUAUUCGUACAAUUUUUUUUCUAAUUCUGAGAUUUUAUAUUUAUUUUUAAGUAAAAAAAUCAAUUGGAGUUUCGACCGACAACGAAUUUGCUUCUUACAAAAAUCGCUUUUUAAAAGAGCUACUAUUUGUUACAGCACAAAGUAGUUAAAAUCUAAAUUUUUACGACAAAUUGGUUUAAAAAAUUUCUUUUAAAAAGGUACUGUAAUGUUAAUAUAAUUUCAUCAACUGUAUAUUAAUAGUUGUUUGCGUAAUCAGUUAUAUAAAGACUGGUUUUGUUUAACGAGCAUCAUGUUUGUCAAAACGAAUGAGCGCAGAAAAUAAUUUUUGCAAGUUAUGCGAGUUAAACAAAAUCAGGCUAUUCAUACGUACAAAAUUUUUACUAAUCCCGAUGUAAAUUGAAAAUUAAUUCUAGCGAAUUUCGUUUUUCUUCUAAAGAGAAAAAAAACCAGUUAGUUUGGACCGUUAAUAAAUGUGGUUGUUAUACAUAUAAGAUCGCAAAAGAUUGCUUUUAUAAAAGCUGGACCUUUCAAAAUUCUUGGUCAAUCAAUUUUUGUUAUGGUAUUAACU
This is a messenger RNA of Tribolium castaneum (red flour beetle), 2065 nucleotides long. RefSeq lists its product as uncharacterized. Gene Ontology annotation, biological process: detection of chemical stimulus involved in sensory perception of smell; sensory perception of smell. Bases 235 to 1338 code for a protein of 367 amino acids. Gene Ontology annotation, molecular function: olfactory receptor activity; odorant binding. The transcript is spliced from 6 exons. Gene Ontology annotation, cellular component: plasma membrane. NCBI's taxonomy places the organism in Eukaryota, Metazoa, Arthropoda, Insecta, Coleoptera, Tenebrionidae. The record is from RefSeq and is a predicted model, not a curated record.